Messenger RNA from Suillus subalutaceus, 747 nucleotides. RefSeq lists its product as uncharacterized. The record is from RefSeq and is a predicted model, not a curated record. The transcript has 7 exons. The coding region runs from base 1 to 747 and encodes 248 amino acids. NCBI's taxonomy places the organism in Eukaryota, Fungi, Basidiomycota, Agaricomycetes, Boletales, Suillaceae.
AUGACCCAAGAUGCAAAAGAUUUGGAAGAAGGAUCAUCAAUUUCCCUCCAUUCAGAGGUGACGCCUAGUAUCUUCAUUAGCACAGGCUUGGACCUUGAGAAUGCGCAACGACAUUUACGGGUAGAUAAUGCAGGUCUCACUCAACACUCAACCAACAAUCAGCAAACAAAGAUUCUGAUGCGCAGAAAUGCUCUCCAAUGCCGCAUUGAUUCAUGGAUCGACAUACAGGUCCUAAAUGCUCUCCAAUGCCGCAUUGAUUCAUGGAUCGACAUACAGGUCCUGUACGUGCCCUCUGUCGCUCACUUCCAUGCCACUGGUCUCUCUCCAUCUGAUGAGGGCACCAUUGAUGAAACCACCGGCUGUCCAAAAGCCAAACUCAACUCUAUCAAAGCCGAGGAUAUCCCACUAUUUCUUCCAUCUUCUAUCUGUAAUCUGACAAUGCUAACAACGCUCUCGAAGAAUGCCGCUCUCACAUUCGUCUCCGCCACCAGCUUCUACGCUUCAAGGCACAACAAAUUUGCAGACAAAAUCUUAACACUUGUGCCCAAAAAACCAUUCAAGCGGUUGAGGAUCAGCUCAUUCUUAGUCACGAGAAGUAUUCUUGUGCUCGACCAUGUAGGCUGGGAGCGCAAGUUGCAGCCAUUGAGGAAGUCUGACCUUCGGCCAAUGGGGGACCUUGGAGGUCGCACUCAAGGAACAGUGAUCAUGUCAUGGAUUUGGCAUGUUUUGGGAUUCGCUACACAUUGA